This is a messenger RNA of [Torrubiella] hemipterigena, 1326 nucleotides long. The record is from the annotation of a GenBank genome assembly. Lineage: Eukaryota; Fungi; Ascomycota; Sordariomycetes; Hypocreales; Clavicipitaceae.
AUGGCUUCGCAACAUCCUCGACCGGCCGCUGCAAAGCGUCCCCGUCUCUCUCUUCAGACGCAAACACCAGCCGUCAACAAUGCUUCAAGACCGAGGACCUUCUCCGUCAAUCCCAGUGACCCUACGGCCUUCAACACCCUCUCCAACGCCUAUGUCACCGCCAUUGAGCGCUCUACGCCAACAACCUCCUCGCCGGCCACAGCAAUCAACACCCUCUACGGGUCCAAGCUCACCCUCAACACCAACUUUUCCAACCUCAAGUCAAAGGCCAUCACCCCCUUUGCUUCGGCCUUUCCAGAGUCUCCCCUUUCUGCUGGUGGCACCGCCUGCUCACCCGUCCGCAUGCACGCCUAUCCCAGCGUCAUGACGCCCACGCCGCCCCUCUCUGCUGGCCCUGUUGAUCCCCAUGGCCCCAAGGUCUUUGUAUACUCGCAAACCACGGAAACCAUUAUUCGCUCCCCGGUGACUGCCACAGGCACGCCUCUCCGCAGAUUUGCCCCAGCCUUCCCUGCUCCCUACGUCCGCUCUCACUCUCUUCGCAGCAUUCUGCGCAACUCCCCACUGCCUCCCCGCUCUGCCUUGACGCCCAUGUCCCCGGGUCGCCGGUCUCAGAGACUCCUAGAGAGAGCAGCCAGACGAGUUGGCUACAACAGCCCUAUUGAGCAGGAAAUCACCACAAACAAGUAUACCCGGUCUCACAUUGAUCUGCUCCUUGAAGAAGCCUCCCCGUCUCCUCUGUCGCCAUUUAGCCAGCCCAUGGCCGUGGACAUUGCUCGUGCCUUUACUGGCCACGAGAUUGAAGACGGCGGCCAAACCCCUGGCCCCAUGGAGGACGCAGCUCGCCGCUUGUCCAAGUUGACAGCCGCCAGCCCCAUUAACGGCGGCAUCCGCAAGAAGCGCAGAAGAGAAAAGAAGCGCCACUGGGCCUGGACAAUCGGAAAGGACUGUGAAGAGGGCGAGGAUGAGGAAGUCGGCGGCGCUAUUGCUGCCCUACGGGCCCAAGCUGCUGCGGCUGCUGCCGCAUCUGCCGCCGGAACCUGCCACGCUUCGUCUGCGUCUGCUACCACCAUGCAGACGCCAGAUCCGAGCGUCACCAGUGGAGACUCGAGCAGCGAGUCGGAGGACGUGGACAUGUCGGAUGGCGAUAGCGUUGCUUCUUCCUCCACCACAGUCGAGUCCGGGCCUGGGACUCGAUAUCUCACGCCGGGCGACGCAGAGAUGGACAUGAAGACACCCACUGGACCUGCAUCACACCUACUAGCCACCGCCGAGCCAAAGAGGGAUACGCCAAUCCCUGAGAUGGCUGCUGCUAUGCAAGUCUCAUGA